Messenger RNA from Ziziphus jujuba (common jujube), 621 nucleotides. RefSeq names its product receptor like protein 22-like. The coding region runs from base 1 to 621 and encodes 206 amino acids. Gene Ontology annotation, molecular function: protein binding. The record is from RefSeq and is a predicted model, not a curated record. The transcript has a single exon. Lineage: Eukaryota; Viridiplantae; Streptophyta; Magnoliopsida; Rosales; Rhamnaceae.
AUGCAGCUCAUUGACUUGGCAGGAAAUCAGUUAAGUGGCAGCGUACCUGCUAGUUUUGGAAAUAUCAAAGCUAUGACCCAAGUUCAAAACCAUAACAAUUAUCAUUUAUAUGGGGGUUUGAAUGGCUAUUAUGCAGAAAAUUUUGUUGUGACCGCAAAAAACCAGCAUCUGGAAUUCACCAAGAGCCUCUCCCUUGUUGUUAGCUUAGAUCUCUCGGGAAAUAAUUUGAAUGGAGAUCUUCCUGGAGAGAUAACAAAUUUGUUGGGCUUAGUGUUUCUGAACUUGUCCAGAAACCAUAUCAGUGGACACAUUCCCGAAAGCAUUUCGAGGUUGACACAAUUGUCAUCACUUGAUCUCUCACACAAUAAGUUUUCAGGUGCUAUUCCUCAAAUUUUGGGAUCGCUCUCAUUUUUGGGGUAUCUGAAUCUAUCAGACAAUGACUUCACUGGUAAGAUUCCCUACAACGAUCAAAUGAUCACUUUUAGUGCAUCCUCUUAUGUUGGAAAUCAUGGCCUUUGUGGUAGUCCACUUGAUGUAAAAUGUCCAGGUGAUGAAGACGAUGAUGAUACAGAUAAUGAUCGACCAUUCACAAGGAUAAUAGUAAUGGUGGUAGCUUCAUAG